Molecule: messenger RNA, 2229 nt
Organism: Biomphalaria glabrata
Lineage: Eukaryota; Metazoa; Mollusca; Gastropoda; Planorbidae
Product: tubulin alpha-1 chain-like
Exons: 3
Coding region: 203-1558 (451 amino acids)
Biological process (GO): mitotic cell cycle; microtubule cytoskeleton organization
Cellular component (GO): microtubule; cytoplasm
Molecular function (GO): GTP binding; structural constituent of cytoskeleton
Source: RefSeq, a predicted model, not a curated record
ACGGAAGUGAGAGAAUGACGCGUCCCCUAGUUACAAGGCCAAAAUAUGCUAAAAGCCUUUCUAGUAAACACAGAAGAUCUGUCGUUUCCGUCCUUCUUGCGGUCAUGCGACUGACAAGAUCCGAGCCAUUUUGAACAUCUCUGGUCCGGAUAUCUUGACAAGUUGUCUUUCCUAGGUCAGCGAGUGAAACAGCGAGAACAGCAUGAGGGAAGUCAUUAAUAUACACUUAGGGCAAGGAGGAGUACAAAUAGGUAACGCCUGCUGGGAACUCUUCUGCUUGGAGCAUGGCAUUCAGCCUGAUGGGCAGAUGCCCUCAGAUAAAACUAUCGGAGGCGGAGAUGAUUCCUUCAACACAUUUUUCAGCGAGACCGGCUCUGGAAAGCAUGUGCCCCGUGUGGUCAUGCUUGACCUGGAACCGACAGUCAUCGAUGAAGUAAGAACAGGCACAUACAGACAGCUCUUUCACCCUGAGCAACUCAUAACAGCUAAAGAAGACGCAGCCAACAACUAUGCACGCGGACACUACACUGUGGGAAAAGAAGUUGUUGAUUUGGUCUUGGACAGAAUUCGGAAACUGGCAGAUAUGUGUACAGGGCUUCAAGGCUUCUUUGUGUACCAUAGCUUUGGAGGAGGAACUGGUUCCGGGUUUACCUCACUCCUAAUGGAGAGGCUCUCAGUAGACUAUGGUAAAAAGUCAAAGCUGGAGUUUGCCAUCUAUCCCGCCCCGCAGAUCAGCACAGCCAUAGUGGAGCCCUACAACUCCAUCCUGGUAACGCACACGACCUUGGAACAUUCUGACUGUGCUUUCAUCUUCGACAACGAGGCUAUGUAUGACGUGUGCAGACGAAACUUGGACAUAGAGCGCCCCACAUACACCAACUUAAACCGAAUCCUCGCCCAGGCAGUCUCGUCCAUCACCGCGCCACUAAGGUUUGAUGGAGCUCUGAACGUUGACUUGAUAGAGUUCCAGACGAACUUAGUGCCAUAUCCUCGCAUUCAUUUCCCUGCCAUCAUUCACUCUCCCAUCAUUUCCGCUGAAAAAGCUUACCAUGAGCAGCUGACUGUGGCUGAGAUCACCAACUCUUGCUUCGAGCCAGCCAAUCAGCUGGUCAAAUGCGACCCCCGUCAUGGCAAGUACAUGUCCUGCUGUUUGCUGUAUAGAGGUGACGUGGUACCCAAAGAUGUUAACGCCGCCAUCGCCACAAUCAAGACGAAAAGAACUAUACAGUUUGUGGACUGGUGCCCCACAGGAUUCAAAGUCGGCAUCAACUACCAGCCACCCACUGUGGUACCGGGAGGUGACUUGGCCAAAGUCCAGAGGGCAGUUUGUAUGUUGGCGAGUACUACGGCUAUAGCUGAAGCUUUUGCUCGACUCGAUCACAAGUUUGAUUUAUUAUACGCCAAGAGAGCAUUCGUUCAUUGGUAUGUCGGUGAAGGCAUGGAAGAAGGAGAGUUUGGAGAGGCCAGAGAGGAUCUUGCAGCGCUAGAGAAGGACUACGAAGAGGUCGGUCUAGACUCAGUUGCAGGUGAAGAGGAGGGUGCCGAAGAGGAAUUUUAAGUCUAUCAAUUUACUGUCGCCGCCUCUGCUGCAUCAAUAGCUACUACCGUUAUAACCUGAAGGGGAAAGCAACAUGGGGACACCGGCAAUGAGCAUACUGCAAUGUUGUUUCCUUGUUUAGAUCUGUACUAGCUUGUCCGUCUAGCCACGUUUACAACAGUAAGAAUGAAUCUAAAGCAAAUAGAUUUAGUUCCAGCGAUUUGUUGUUCUCACAAAGCAUUAUCUACCCUUUUGUAUUCAAAUGACACCCAUACAAUUACAGCAAACCUAGAAAAAGACAAUUUUGUCUAAAAGAAUGAAGAUUAUCGUUGUAGUAUUGAGCGAGAUCUCAAGAUCACAUGAAAAAUAAAACUCUAGGGCCAACAUGCAAGUCUAUAACUCUAAUAUAUUUAAACAUUUAGCGUAUAAGAUUCUAGACCUAGAAGUGAAGUGUAAAAAUAAAAGAAAAAAAACUCUCUCCAGGACCUCAAGUGUGGUGGAUAGAUUUAAUGUAUUAGACUAGGCAAUACGUGAAAUGAUUACAUAACUAAUCUAUUGACAUAAAUAGAAUAAUGUAUAAUUUGCUGUAGUGGAUUUACAUCUCUAUUAGUCUGCCUAUACGUCUACACUUGAGAUACACAAGUAUUUCUAUUAGAAUGUAUACAAUAAAAUCAAAACUGAUUCAAAACUAA